Mycena indigotica is the source of this 1404-nucleotide messenger RNA. Its product is annotated as ANK-REP-REGION domain-containing protein. The record is from RefSeq and is a predicted model, not a curated record. The coding region runs from base 1 to 1404 and encodes 467 amino acids. Lineage: Eukaryota; Fungi; Basidiomycota; Agaricomycetes; Agaricales; Mycenaceae. The transcript has a single exon. Gene Ontology annotation, molecular function: protein binding.
AUGAUGGCUGUGCUCUCGAUAAUCGAUUUCAACAAACCCAUGACGGUCCUACUUGACCUUCCUGUCGAGUUGAUACUCCAUAUCGCGUCCUCUGUCAGUCAUCUCUCUGUUAUUGACCCUGAUGCUCGUCUACCGCAACACAGGUCGAUCUACUAUCCCCUCAAGCGCUUGGAACCAAGGCUAGCGUUGUUACCCGACCUCGCUUCAAUCAACGCGUUAUCCAGAACUUGCAAGUCUCUGGAUAGUAUCGUGAACCCGCUUCUGUACGACAUCUGCUCAAAGAACGAGACACUCGGUCCACUCUCUGUUCUCUUUGCCGUUGAGCACCAAUUAGAAGACGUUCUGGACAAACUCAGUGCUGCUGGAGUGGACUUAGACUUCGAGGUCGUCUUCAAAGAUGAUAUAUAUGGCCUCCUGCAUGUAGCGGCAUCUUUGGGAGAUGUUGGAAUGGUCCAGAAAUUGUUGGAUGUCUACGGAGAGCGCAGGCAAACGUGGGCUUACGGACGACUGGGCUUGGACUCCAAUAAGACCGCCCUCGAUCUGGCUGUUGAGUAUGGUUACAGUGAUGUCGUACGGGUGUUGGCCGCAAUACUUCCACCCUCUGCUCCUAUUCCUCUCCGGGUGGCUCCAGGACGUAAUGACCGUUCGCCCCUCUUCGCAAACCACAAUGGGGUGAUCCAGCGAACCGGAAGUGGAGCCGAGACAAGGCGUAUGUACAUCGGACGGGCCUUCUCCACAGCUGCAAGAGGCUCUCUUGAAAUCAUCGGAGCUCUGGAAUUCCUUGGAGCUCAUGAAGAUUGCGACGUUGAUUAUUGCGAGGACAAUGAUUACAACUACCUCUACCCUCCUCUUUUACAGGCCAUGUUCAAAACGGACUUCGAGCCCUCCAUCAUAGGACUGCUCUUGCAACUUGGAGCAAACCCCAACUUCCGGAGACUCAACGAUGUGUCUCCUCUUCACGUCGCUGUGGCCGACUCCAGGUCUCUAGAACUUGUCAAGCUUUUACUCGACGCUGGUGCCGACAUAAAUGCACCAGGCAUUUUCGGAAGCACCGCGCUGCUUGAUUCACUACGGCCUCGCAAUGGCGAUCCUCUGAACGAAAUCGUCCAACUCCUCCUUGAACGCGGGGCCGAUCCCACCACUGCUGAUAACCGUGGUGAAACGCCCCUACACAAAGUGUUCAAACUGGAUAAUAGAAACGUUAUCGAGGAUUUGGUGGAGAAAUUACUAUGGUUUGGUGCUGGUUCGACGGUCGAGAAAAAAGAUCAUCAACUGCCUCCGAAUACGCCCAUUGCUCAUGCCAUGCGAACCCACAAUAUUGGGGCGAUCGGGGCAUUCCUUCCUCACAUCAAAAACCAAGAGCUUUGGGAGCAAGUAGUGCAAUGGCUUACUAGUAAUACAUGA